Molecule: messenger RNA, 906 nt
Organism: Lodderomyces parapsilosis
Lineage: Eukaryota; Fungi; Ascomycota; Pichiomycetes; Serinales; Debaryomycetaceae
Product: RNA recognition motif domain-containing protein
Exons: 1
Coding region: 1-906 (301 amino acids)
Molecular function (GO): nucleic acid binding
Source: RefSeq, a predicted model, not a curated record
AUGAACCUAAGACAUCAGUUGCAUCAAAGAACUUACGAUUUACUACAUCAAACGAUAUAUAAAUGCAGGAUAAUCGUUACGUUGUUGAUUCAGACACACGCCUGUCUCCACCAACUCACACCACUUGCAAUGUCAUCUAUUGUUGUUUCUGAAGUCCCACCUAGUGUCACUACUGGUCAACUUAGACGCUUGUUUCAAUAUGCCGGCACCAUCUCCAGUAUAAUUCCUUUGAAAAGAGAACCAAUGCAGGAUCUCCGUCAGUACGAAAUUAUAUACAUGUCACCACAAGCAGUGUCAAAAGCUUUGUUAUUGGAUGACGUAGAGCUAGAACAUGGCAGCUUCCUUCAUGUCCGCAAGUACCAAGAACGUCCUAUGGAAAUGAAUGGGUUUGCUAGUCAUCACAAUGGCCAGCCCACAAUGCAACAGUUGCGUAAAGAGGAUAUCGAGUUUACCUUGGGAUACGCAUAUGGACAAGUUUUCAACCUGAGUAAUGGCGCAGGUGAGGAGUCUGUACCUACUGCUGAUAUAAGUCAGGAGUAUAAGCCAAAGACGGUCAUACUUGCAGAGAUGAUUGCCGGUGGGUAUGACCUUGCAGAUGAUAUAAUCGAUCGUGGGGCCAGGUUCGACAAGAGGUAUGGGGUGCCCUCCCAGUUUCAAAAUUUCAUUGAUUCAUUGAACAACUACAAUUUGAAAGGUGAACACAAGAGAGCUUUUGAAAAUGACCAGUUGAAAAAAUACUUUGAUGGGGUUGCAGAUGCAGGUGCAAAUGAUUCUCCGUUCGAUGCCAGGGUUAGCUCUUUUUACAAGACUCUUGAUAACAACGAUGUCAGCGACAUUCGUAGUGAAGCAAUGAAGCUAGCCCAGUAUAAUGAGCAAAACACAGGAAGAGGUAUAAUGAGUAAUUGA